AUGUCUACAAUUCAGGAAACACAACCAGACAUUCAAUUCUUGAAGACCCACAAUCUCAUGAAUGACCACAUGAUAGCAAAUAUUCUCGAACAACGGAAGUUGUUCAUACAACAAACAGCCACUGGGGAGAUCACACAAGAUAAGUGUUUAAACUAUAUAAAGCUCGAAUUAAACGUGAUGGACGUUUGCAAACUACAAAUCAACGUAAGUCUUAGAAAAAAAAAUCGAACGGAUACUAAUGUCAAAAUUCUUACUUGGAUAUCUAAUCAAAUCGAUUACUUGUACUACAGCACGUUUCAAUUGUUUUCAAUCGAACCUGAGUUAUUGAUAGAGUAUAUGGAGUUUCAAAAAAAACUAUCGUUUAUAACCAACGAAAUACACCCAUUGGUUGUACUAAUGUCAAAAAAAAAUUGCGAUCCUAAAUUGUAUUUAUCUGCAGCGAUGUUCGAAUAUGAAAACCACAAUAUCGAGAUGACAAGAAAAUUUUUUGACGAAGGAAUUAAAAAACAUUAUAAUAACAAACAUCUGCGUCUAGAACAAUUCCGGAUUGAAAUUCUAUACUUAGAAGAAACUUGCAAUGAUUCGUGUCAGAUAAUUAUACAAAAGUAUAAAGAAACAAUCGAACACUUCCGUGGUGACUAUAAGUUUCACGUAACUUUACUAGAAAAGUCGCUACAAUUUAAAUCCAUUAAGAAAAUUCAAUACAUUGUUAUCCGCGAUUUUAUUGAAAUAUACCAGCAAAAUGAUUUGAUGUGGCAUAAAGUAGCAUUAUUAUGCGCCGACGGUUUUAUAUAUGAUCACGAUACGAACUCGUUCAACUACACUAAUAAAUGCGAAGACAGAAUUAGGUUUUGUAUCAAAUCGUAUCAACAAGGUUUAAAAAUAUUAUUAGACAUGGAAAGAAAACGUACUUUAAUCGAAUUCUUUAUUAAAUAUUUAAUAAAACAAUGGAUAAGCAAUGCAAUUAAAGAUAGAGUAAUCAGAACUUUAGUAAAUAAGGCUAUGGAGCGCGCAUUUCAUAUGAGCCACUAUUACCUUGGAGGACUACAAAAACCAGAGUAUUACGUUUAUUGGGCCGAGCAUACCAACGAAAUACGUCCUAAUAUUUUAAAAUUGGCGAUUAAGCGCAACAAAGACAACGUUAAUGUGUGGACCCAAGUUUUGAAUUAUUAUAUUGACAUCUUUGAUAAUUACAAAUUGGCAAAGAGGAUUUUUGAUGACGGCGUUCAGGCAUUAGGAAACAAAUCAUUACCCUUGUGGAAAAUUAUGGAUUUAUUUUUGCAGAACAUCAGCAUCAAAUUGCUUGAAGCAUUUUAUGAAAACGGCGCCGAAAGCACGUACAGAGAGAUAAACGUGGUAUACAAAGUGGAGUUUCUGCAAUGGCGCAACUUGUUCGACGACAUAGACACUACUCGAAAAUUAUUCUACAGAUUUACAAAUACAGCAUCGGAGAGCAAGAUGUUGUAUUUGGCCAUGAUAGAUUGCGAGAAAUCGAAUAAGUCGAUCAACGUCGAAUACGUAAGAAAUCUGUACACACUCGCUUGCUCGAAAUUUGGCUACCAAGACAAUGAUGACGACUGUUUGUGGGCCGAUAGUAUUAAGUUCGAGUUCAUGUACGGUAAAAGUUCAGAUGCUGAAAAAAUCUAUAAUGUGGCAUCUAGACUUGUCAAGCCAGAGUUGAAGUGUACUUUGAAAAUAAAGUACGAUUCGAUGAAAGAAAAGUACAAGAUUGAAUGA
Molecule: messenger RNA, 1737 nt
Organism: Melanaphis sacchari
Lineage: Eukaryota; Metazoa; Arthropoda; Insecta; Hemiptera; Aphididae
Biological process (GO): maturation of SSU-rRNA from tricistronic rRNA transcript (SSU-rRNA, 5.8S rRNA, LSU-rRNA)
Cellular component (GO): small-subunit processome; Pwp2p-containing subcomplex of 90S preribosome
Molecular function (GO): snoRNA binding; protein binding
Source: RefSeq, a predicted model, not a curated record